AUGGCCACAAACUGGGGUGCUGGGAAUAUAGGAAACAGCGGCAACUUUGGUAGUUUUGGGAACUUUGGGAACUUCGGCCAAGCCCCAACGAUUGCCAACGGUGGUGCUACAAGUAGUAGCGUUGAUUUGACGCAGAAGCAAGGGAAUAAUAAUAAUAAUAAUAAUAAUAAUAAUAAUAUCACAUUAGCCAACACAACCCCAAUAGGAGGCCACGGGGAUGUCAAUGGAUCUACCAAUGGCAACAGAGAUCAGCUGCUGAUGAUCUUGCCUCCGGGGCUACAGAAAGUCUCUGGGAAAUCCCCAAUAAAUAAUGGUGGAUCAUCAACCGAUGGACAAGAUCAAAUGUCGGCAGAUGGAGAAGCUAUGGAUAUCACCCAGAACAAUAAUAAUAACAGCAAUAAUAGUAAUACCCUCAAUAACGACAGCAGUGGUGGCAAAAGUCUUAUACCUGCUGCUGCUGCCGCCGAUGAUGACGAUAGUAAUUUGACGGAUAUUGAUAGAUUUGGGUUGAAAGGAUUAUUACCAUUAUUUAGAAUGUCGAAUCAAGGAGUGGCCAAGCUUGCCAUGGGCACUGAUUUGUUGAUGUCUGGAUUGGAUUUGGAUGACAAUGAAGAGAGCUUGUCAAGCACGUUCCAAUCGCCAUGGGUAGAAACCUCUAUUAAAGACGUUGAGCCGGCGUACAAGUUGCCAGAAUCAGUGAGAGAAUUAAACGAUAUCAAGUUCAAAGAAAUUCAUUUACAACCGGCAGAAAACCGUAUCGGAAAUUUCCCGGAAGAUACGUUAUUUUUCAUUUUCUAUUCGAAGCCAAAGGAUAUUUUACAAGAAUUGGCCGCCAGAGAAUUGAGAGAAAGAAAUUGGAGAUUCCAUAAAGUAUUGAAAGUAUGGUUAGCGAAAGUUAAAGACGUUGAACCAAUCCAAGAAGGCCCAUCGGCAGAAAGAGGACUCUACACGUUUUUCGAUCCACAAAAUUGGCAAAAAGUCACCAAAGAAUUUGUAUUGGAAUAUAGUGCAGUGUUGUGA
Molecule: messenger RNA, 1020 nt
Organism: Saccharomycopsis crataegensis
Lineage: Eukaryota; Fungi; Ascomycota; Saccharomycetes; Ascoideales; Saccharomycopsidaceae
Gene: CDC36
Product: CCR4-NOT core subunit CDC36
Exons: 2
Coding region: 1-1020 (339 amino acids)
Biological process (GO): regulation of DNA-templated transcription; nuclear-transcribed mRNA poly(A) tail shortening
Cellular component (GO): CCR4-NOT core complex; P-body
Source: RefSeq, a predicted model, not a curated record